Messenger RNA from Dentiscutata erythropus, 149 nucleotides. NCBI's taxonomy places the organism in Eukaryota, Fungi, Glomeromycota, Glomeromycetes, Diversisporales, Gigasporaceae. The record is from the annotation of a GenBank genome assembly.
AUGUAAUCAAUGGAGAUAUGGAAACAGAGAAAGAGCGAAAAGCAUGUAUAGAACAUGAACACAGUCGAAGGCAAGAUAAAUUGAACACAGAAACAAUGGAUGAACAAGAGGAACGUCUUGCACGUGACCAUGAUAUCAAAAGAAAAUAG